Messenger RNA from Papilio machaon (common yellow swallowtail), 5259 nucleotides. It is a transcript of the gene Meltrin, whose product is annotated as disintegrin and metalloproteinase domain-containing protein 19. The record is from RefSeq and is a predicted model, not a curated record. The transcript has 17 exons. Bases 144 to 4910 code for a protein of 1588 amino acids. NCBI's taxonomy places the organism in Eukaryota, Metazoa, Arthropoda, Insecta, Lepidoptera, Papilionidae. Gene Ontology annotation, molecular function: metalloendopeptidase activity. Gene Ontology annotation, biological process: membrane protein ectodomain proteolysis.
GUCGGAGUCAAGAAUGUUGUGUUGUGCCUUGUUGUAAGAAUUUAGUUUCGUAUUUUUAUUUGAACUAAAUAUGGUCUUUCCAUUAUUUUUAUUCUAAAGUCUAGUAUCUAGUGUACGACUUUAACAACCACGGUCAGUGUAAAAUGUUUAAAUGUGAUAUUUUGCGUGUUUGGUGCCUGUUUCUUGUGAAUUUCUUAUUACUAAUAGCCCUGACAAAGGACACCGUUAUUGCUCAGGAAUUAAAAAGUCCAGCGCCAGAGUUCAGACGACAUAGACUAGUGAGGCCUGCAGUGCAUCAUGGACGGACCAAAAGAGAGAUUACCACAACACGAGAUGAUACAGGGGCGCACCAUCCAGAGGUGACGGUAAAGUUGGAUAUAGAUGGGGAGGAGCAUUUGCUUGACUUGAGACUGAACGAGGACCUGGUCACUGACAACCACGUGCUCAGCUACCAAAAGAAUGGCGAGACUGUCCUGCAUAAGCCUAAGAAAGAGGAGUUGGAUCUUUGCCAGUAUUCUGGCAAGGUCCGUGGCAAGGAUAGCUCGUGGGUAGCCGUUUCCACCUGCCAUGGGGUGCGGGGCGUUGUGUACGAUGGUACAAGAAUGCGAUAUAUAGAGCCAGCUGAAGGUGGUGAGUUCAACUCUCAGCAUUACAUCUACGACCAUUCAGACCUGCAAGCUGUACAUCGCUGCGGAUACGAAGGUGGUGUCACGAACAAUACUCAGUACGACCCGCAACUUAUGGAUAAACAUAAUACAAGACGUAGCAUCGAACAGAGCCGAAUUAAUAGGUAUAAACGCGAGACUUAUGACGACACAGAGGUGCGAGGUCCUUUCAACGCUAACAAACAGUCGAGAUACGUAGAGUUAGUGCUGGUCGCUGACAAUAGAGAGUACAAAGCUAACGGGGAGAAUCUGCAGACCGUACAUCGACAGUUGAAAGAUGUCGCUAAUAUUAUUAACUCUGUAUAUGCGCCUCUAAAUAUCUUCAUAGCUCUAGUAGGCGUAGUGGUGUGGAGUGAGAGAGACGAAAUACAAUUAGAAGAGAAUGGAGAUAGGACUUUGACUAAUUUUCUUGUAUACAGGAGGAUGAGACUCUUAUCUCAAAUACCUAAUGACAAUGCGCACUUAUUGACUCGUCAAAAGUUUCAAGAAGGUGUAGUGGGGAAGGCACUAAAAGGUCCAAUAUGUACAUUCGAGUUCUCAGGCGGUGUGGCAACCAAUCAUUCAGAAGUUAUAGGUUUGGUUGCCACAACCAUUGCCCACGAGAUGGGACACAACUUCGGUAUGGAACACGACACGGAAGAAGACUGCGAGUGUCCCGAUGAGAAGUGUAUAAUGAGUCCUUCUAGUACUUCAGUUAUGCCGAUACAUUGGUCUUCUUGUAGCUUAAGGUCUUUGGCACUGUCUUUUGAACGGGGAAUGGAUUAUUGUCUAAGAAACAAACCUCGACGUCUAUUCGAGUCGCCGACAUGUGGCAACGGUUUCGUGGAGAUCGGGGAGCAAUGCGACUGCGGUAUCGGACAGGAACCGUCGCGAGCUGCCUGCGUCGCCUGCUGCGACCCCAACACCUGCAUGUUGCGUAACAACGCCAGCUGUGCUGCAGGAGAAUGCUGCGAUCUUAAUACAUGUCGUCCGAAAUCAGCGGGCACUGUGUGCAGGUCGGCGGAUCGCGAGUGUGACCUGCCUGAGUACUGCAGCGGACACUCAGAGUACUGUCCCAGAGAUGUACAUCGCAUGGACACCACGCCCUGUGGUAAUGGACAGGCGUACUGUGUGCGAGGCGCAUGUCGCUCACACACAGACCAGUGCCGGCUGCUGUGGGGCUCCACAGGCGAGAGUUCCGACACUCGCUGUUAUACAUCUACUAAUAUAAAGGGCACUAAGAACGGUAACUGCGGCUACGACCGCAUCCGUCAGAUCUUCCGGCCGUGCUCUCCGGCGGACGCGCGCUGCGGACUGCUGCAGUGUCGACAUCUCAACGAGCGUCUAGAGUUCGGCAUGGAGUCUGUGGCACAGCUCUCCGCACUAUUCAUCAAUAAUAAUGGCACUAUAAUCCCAUGCCGCACAGCAAUAAUCGAUCUAGGUCUCAGCGACGUGGACCCCGGCAUGGUGCCGGAUGGAGCUAAAUGUGGAGAUGAUAAGAUGUGUUUAAAUCAAAGAUGUGUGAAUGUAGAAGCAGUACGAGCGGCAAUAGCGAAGAAGGAGACAGCAGUUUGCCCGACUAAUUGUUCCGGACAUGGAGUUUGUAAUUCUGAAGGACAUUGUCAUUGCGACGCUGGGUUUGCGCCUCCACUCUGCGCUCUGCCCGGACCUGGCGGCUCCUAUGACUCUGGACCAGCAACUGAUUCAAGCAUCCAACGUAACUUCAUGGUGGCGAUGUAUGUGAUAUUCCUCGGGAUCCUACCUUCGAUACUGCUGCUGCUCUUCCUCAUCUACUACUCUCGCCAAAACGUACUCUGGUGGAAGAAACCACGCAAAACCGUACAAUCACCAAAGAAGACAAGUUUGCAACGACGUUUGUCGCGCGGUGCGAGCAAGUUCGCCGCAAACUUCCAAAACGGCGGCCAAAACAACCCACAGCCCGUCAGCGUGCAUACACUUUCCAACCCAGACGACAUGAGCUCCAGCUUACUGCGCGCAGACGCCGAGCGCAGCCCCAAUGGAAACCUCAAUCCUACUGUCAAUUUCUUCGGCAACUUCAAAGGUUUCUCCCUCACGCCCAUCGACAAAAACCAACCGCAAACCGACAAAACCGAACCUCCGCCCGUUAAAGAGAAAACCAAAACAGAAACCGUCGCAGCGAAGAGUGCCAAAAUCACACCCGUCCACAGAAGCGGCAGCAACAGUCAGAAUCUCAUCAACCAGAGCGUUCUCAAGCCUGUGCUGAGGUCUGCGCCCCCGCUGCCCGUCGUACCCACCGCAAACACCAGCCCCAAAACAAGUCCGUCCAUAAAACGAACCAACAGCUCGGUUCAAAAUAGAAUAAAGGCCCUAAUGAAUACGGAGAAGACGGAAGAUGUUCCUUCUACGGCCAACCCCGCGCCUCGGCCCGUCAUAUCCAGCCCCAUUCUGGAAGCUUCCACCUGCACCGCCAAGGAACUGAUAUCGCCUCUCCAGGGCUCCAAGACUCUAGGCCCGAUUCGCGCCGCCCCCACAGUGCCCGGGAUAGCGGCCGACUUAAAACCGAGACCUGUCAGUAUGCACUCCGGCGCCGUGCCACAGAAACCGUUGCCCGAGGAACCGAAGAAAGUUAAAGAGGGAAUCUCACUGAACAGAAUAGCGUCGUUCCUCAAGCAGGAGAAGCCUAAAGAGAAGGAACGCCACCCGGUCGAAAGAAGUCACUCGCUACCCAAGAAUCCGAAUCAUCAAGUCAAAGGACCUAAAUCUGUCGAUAAAGUAGCGUUGAGAAAUUUACAAAUAUCGAACCCGAUAGUGCAAAAACAAAUCGAUUUGCCUGUUAGUACGAUUCCCGUGGUUUCCGAUACGGAAGAUCCUGACGAUGGUAAAUCAUUCGUGAACCGAGCUCAGAGUAUGCGAGCUCCGACGUCUCAGAAACCUCAGCUGCAGAGCUUCGGGUCGAUGCGGCAGCCGGCGCCGCGCCCCCUGUCUGUGGCCGGCCGUCCCACUGCACCCCCGCCACCCCUGCCGCACCCCACACACCCCUCACAGCCCUCACAGCCCGCACACACAGACACAUCCAUCUACCAAAACCCUAAGGCACUCGAAAUUAAAUCAGUCGACUACGUGGAUUGUAUAGAAGAAAAAUCUGCACCAUUGGCUCACAUCGACGAGGAGUCCGGAGAUAAUAUCUAUGCUAUCAUAGAGGAGAGCCCAGAAAAACACUCCAAACCCUUGCCCGGAGUACCUCCUCCUGUUAAAACUAUCCCCCAACCGCCACCAGUGGGCUACAAUACUCCUAAACCUGUCACUUCCACUUCUGGAAGUACAGAAAGCGUCGGUCUUCUAGGAGAAAUUGUCAACGAGAUUCAAAAUCGUAACUUCGAUUCCAUAUAUUCCGCCUCGACUCUAUCGAGAAAGAAAGAGAAGGAGAGGAAAGAAAAGAACGCCGAGAAUAAAAGAGACAGCACGUACAUGAAUGCUGAUCAUUAUAAAACGCCGGAGAGCGUUUACAGUAAUUCCGGUGCUAAAUCUAGCUCUGCUUCAACGACUAGUAGUGGAUACCUCCAUCCUUCGGCCGUUAACGUUCCAACGUACAUGAAAGAAAAAGACAACAACAAUGAAACGAAGGAGACGGACAGAGCGCCGCCGUCUCCCACUUUAAAGGUGAACUCAAAAAUACCAACAUUUUCGCGACAAGUUACGCCUCCCGGUCUCAAAAACACGACCACCUUCAAAAAUGUUCCUCAAUCACCGAAAAAUACAAUCAAAAAUGCUAAUAUAACCCCUAAAAUUAUACCCAACAGUCCAGAUUUAGUAUCGAGUUGUGCAAUGGUUGACACGAAAAAUGUUAAAGCCCCAGAUGUUAUUAAUAAUAACAAAAUACUCAACGAACCGCCUAAAGUAGCCGCAAAGCCGACAGUUCCUGUUAAAAAUGCAGAUAACCGACCACCUCUAAAACCAGCGCCGACAAUAGACAAGAAAACAACAAACAAAACACAAGUUAAAACAAAUCCAUCCACAAACGUUAGCAAAACAAUAGAUAAACCGAAUAUAAACCGUGUACAAUCUAAAAUAGACUCUAACGUUAAAGCCAUAGCGGAUAAUUUGAAUAAAAAUAAGCCUAAAGUAGUUCCAAAACCUAGUACAAUUAAUGUUCAAAGAACGGAAUCUAACGUCAAAACGAAUCCAACAAAAUUAUCUUCGAAACCGUCUAACGUAGCAAGUUUACAGCAAAAAUUUGAGAACAGAAAGUCAUUGGGGAAAGAAAUCAAUGUACCUAAAAAAUAACCUAUUUUAAUAUGAACCUGUACCAAGAAAUUUUAAAUUAAAGAGACUGAUAAUCCAUAAUAAUUGUAAUCUAACAUAUACAAAAGCCUAACUGUCGGUUUCUUUUACCCGAAAAUAUAGUGUCAUAUCUUUCAUUCGCCUUAAAAAAAAAAAAAACGAGAUAACAAUGUACUGUACUAUUGUUACAGUAGACACGAUUAAAGGCAAGACGUAGUUGAUGAUUAUAUUCCUUUUAUUUCACUCAAAAUAUUUACAAAUUCAGUGUCUCGGCUAACGAGUUCACUUUGCAUAUCGACGCUGGAAAGCAUAAACGCUGUAACCCUUGAAAUCGCGAAUAUGUUUUUCACAC